Molecule: messenger RNA, 5683 nt
Organism: Plutella xylostella (diamondback moth)
Lineage: Eukaryota; Metazoa; Arthropoda; Insecta; Lepidoptera; Plutellidae
Biological process (GO): extracellular matrix organization
Molecular function (GO): extracellular matrix structural constituent conferring tensile strength
Source: RefSeq, a predicted model, not a curated record
GUGGCGCCCGCGCAGGCGACUUGCAGACCAGUGGCGGCGCUCGAGACAUGAGCCCGCUCGGCCGUGGCCGGGACUCGAACCUGAGCCAGUCCUAGCCGACGCAACCACCAAGCGAGGAGCUUGCUACCCAUGUCUCAACCGUGAUGGGACCAAAUGUAAACAUAAUUGAAGCAGUAUAUUUGUUCGGGCCGCAAUGGCUACAGAGAUGCGAGCGCGUUGUUAUCGAUAUUUCCUUUUCCUAUUGCUUUGUGUAAUCGCCGAGGGAAAUGUCGAAAAUGACCAGGCCGACAUCUUCGACGCGCUGGCCGCCGCGCUGGCGGAGCCCCCUGCAGGCGUGGCGCGCGCCCCGGGCCGCUGCCAGCCGCGCCCGCGCCCGGGGCAGCCCCUGACGGCGCUCACCCUCAAUGAGAACACCACCAUCACGCAGCUGGCCGCCGGCAUGUUCUACAACACCUUCCCGGAAGACUUCUCCGUCAUGACCGUUGUGAGGCUGGCAGACACGGGGCAGAGUCCACUAUUCGUACUCUACUCGGACGCCGGCGACGAGCAGCUGAUGGUGUCCCUCGGAGACAUCUUGGAGCUUUACUACGAGGACACGCGAGGAGAGCCUGAGGACCACGAGCUCGUCACCUUCAGGGCCAAUGUGGCUGACGGCAGAUGGCACCGAAUAGCGCUAAGCAUCAAGGGGGACUCGGUGUCUCUGGUGCUGGACUGCCGCUCGGUGGGCGCCCAGCCGCUGCGGCGCCGCCCCGGGAGCGCUUUCAACCUGGCCGGGGCGCUGGCCGUCGGCGCGCAGGUCUCGCCUGAUCAGUACUUCGAGGGUGAUAUAGAGCUGCUGCAGUUCUCCAACAAGCCUGACACGGCGUAUGAGAUGUGCACGAGGAUCGCCCCGGACUGCCCGGGCCACGGCAGGGGCGGCCCCGGGAGUCCCCGGGCGAACCACCGCCAGGCCCACCGACCCGCACCGCCAGAUGUCACCACACCCACACCGCACUUCUAUCAAGAAACCCAGGAGCCGUCCCACAACUUGGGAACUAAUGGAAUGAGGAGUCAAAAUGUGGAGACGGAAGAUAGGAGAGGGAGUCCAAAUGUAGAGACAGAAGACCGGAGAGAAGUGUACGGAGUGAACAGGUUCUUCGAUGAGAGCAGGAAUGGUUCUGAGGGGCAGUGGGGGGCCGCGGGGGUCGAGCUGACCACGGCUGGCCCCGACUGGCGCAUCGCACAUAACGCGUUUGGCUUCGCGGCGCAGUAUCCUACGUCGACUGAUCUUGACGAAAAUAGCAUCUUCGGUGUAUUUACGGACGAAACUGGAGACGACUCGACUGAAAUAAGUGACAUAAUAGACAUCACACCUCCGCCCCGGCCCGAGGAAGGAAAUACGCAGAGGCCUAAACGCGGCGAUGGCGAUGAGAUGGAAAUUGCAACCGUUGUCACGACGGAGUCUUCGUACCCGCUCUCCACGACAGAGGACGCCACUGAUUGGCUCACCCAUCCGGCCGCUGGCGAGGGAAAUUGGUCAUCAUACGACUAUGAUUACGAACGAUCGGGUACUUAUUACGGUCCCCCGGGAUACCCGGGCCCGCCCGGCCCGCCCGGCCCCCGCGGCCCGAAGGGGGACCCCGGCAAGCCCGGCGCCGAGGGACUACAGGGGUUCCAGGGACCGCCUGGACACGUAUUCGUCUUACCACUUCACCAAUCUGGAAACGAAAAAGGUCCCGACGCUCAGUCCGAGGCGCUUCGGCAAAUGUUGACGCAACACAUGGCAGCGAUGCGCGGCGCAGAAGGGCCUAUGGGCUUGAGCGGGCCGCCGGGUUCUGAAGGAGAAAUAGGUCCUGAGGGACCAAAAGGCGAACAGGGAGAUACUGGAGAACCGGGUCCCAUGGGUCCGCGGGGCGUGCAAGGUCCGCCGGGGCGGCUGGGGCGGCGCGGCCACGCGGGGCACGACGGCGAGCGCGGGGCGCCCGGCGCCACCGGGGUGAAGGGCGAGCCGGGCCACCCGGGGCUGCCAGGCAUGCCCGGGGACAAGGGCGAGAGAGGGGCCACAGGACAGCAGGGCGAGCCCGGCCCACCGGGACAAGAUGGACCGCCAGGGGAUGACGGGAGCACGGGACCACCAGGGUUGCCGGGGGAAUUGGGUCCACGAGGUUUCAUGGGGCCCAGAGGAUUCCCUGGCCUGAUAGGAUAUCCAGGCACACCGGGAAAUGAAGGACCGCAAGGGGCGAAGGGAGCGCCGGGUCAGCCCGGGCCGCCCGGGUUGCCGGGGCAAUCUGGACAGACUGGACCCAUGGGGUCACCUGGACCACAGGGGCCUAUUGGGGCACCAGGAAUACAGGGCAUGCAAGGGAAGCAAGGUAUAUCCGGUCUCCCGGGACCAGAGGGAGCCCCCGGGUCACCUGGUAAUCCAGGACAACAAGGAUCGCCAGGGGAACUAGGUCCGCAAGGACCACAGGGUAUGCUUGGGUUUCCCGGACCAAGAGGACAUAAAGGGGAUGAUGGACCUCGCGGUCUAACUGGUGACAAAGGAGAUAAGGGAACGAGAGGCCUUGACGGAGAGAAAGGAGAAAUGGGCUCUAAAGGUGAUCGGGGCCUCCAAGGAGAGGCCGGACCGCAUGGUCCUGAAGGGCCUGAAGGCCAAAAGGGUUCAGAAGGACCGCGAGGAGAAACUGGGCCGAUUGGACCUUCAGGAGAAAAGGGAGCCACCGGACUACAGGGCCAGCCCGGCUACCCCGGCUCACAAGGCGAAAAGGGAGACAAAGGGGGGUCCGGCAGGAGGGGAAGGAGGGGGGCUAAAGGUGUUAUGGGUUUAGUUGGUACUCCUGGUGAUAGAGGCGAACCUGGACCAAGAGGAUACCGAGGUCCAAGAGGCCGCCGAGGGCCAGAUGGACCGCCUGGUCCUAAAGGGGACACCGGGCAGCCCGGACCACCAGGUUCGACUGGAGAGCGAGGACCUCAAGGAAUGGAAGGUGUCAGAGGAUUCCCAGGCCAAAUUGGACCACCUGGUGCUGAUGGGAAAGCUGGUCCACCAGGGCCGGCUGGAGAGCGCGGACCAACGGGUGAAGCAGGAAUAACGGGUCUUGUUGGGCCAGUAGGACCAACGGGCCCACAAGGACCUGUAGGGGAGCCAGGAGCACCCGGCCCGCUAGGUGCACCCGGUUUGCCAGGAACUCCGGGAGAUGUGGGUGCACCCGGGGAAGCGGGGAAGGAAGGGGUGCCUGGGCCUCCGGGUCCGGAAGGGAAACCGGGGCCGGUCGGCUCUCCGGGACCAGCUGGCAACCGCGGCGAGACUGGACUGCCCGGUGCACCGGGAACGCCAGGACCAAAAGGUGAACUUGGACCACCUGGCCCCGCCGGGCUCAGAGGAGACAAGGGCGAGCCAGGGGAUACCGGGCCAGAGGGACCCACUGGGCCGCAGGGGCGGGAGGGGCCGAGAGGAUCGCCCGGACCUGGGGGACAGAAGGGGGAAGUUGGAGAACAGGGUUUAAUAGGUCCAAUGGGGCGUGAUGGGCUGCCUGGCCCAAGAGGCCUGCCGGGGGCGCCGGGGCCGGUGGGGCCGCCCGGUGAAGAUGGCGACAAGGGUGAGCCCGGAGCACCAGGGGAAAAGGGCUUCAAGGGCGCCGCAGGCGAACAAGGACCACAAGGAUCUCCAGGCAUCCAAGGCGUCAGAGGAGAGCCAGGAAAUGUAGGGCUACCUGGAGAAAAGGGUCCGCCUGGGGAACCUGGGCCCGUUGGGUCUCCCGGUGCAGACGGACCGCGAGGUCUCACCGGACCAGCUGGGCAGACCGGGCCCGCGGGGCCGCAGGGACUGCCGGGGAGCAAGGGGGACACGGGUGACCCAGGAGCGAUAGGUCCGGCGGGACCGGCUGGGUUGAGUGGUCCGCCCGGUCGUAGGGGUCCAAAAGGAAUGCCUGGAGAGGUCGGACCGAGAGGAGCAGAAGGUCAACGAGGUGACAUUGGGGCACCCGGGUCACCGGGUGUGCCUGGGCCACAGGGCCCGGAGGGCAAAUUAGGGCCUAGAGGUUCUGCUGGACCAAAGGGCGAAGACGGGCCAUCUGGACAGCCCGGCGAACCAGGACAGAAAGGGCCACCAGGACCGGAAGGUCCAAAGGGAGAUAAUGGUCCAGCAGGGUUCCCUGGCGACAGAGGAGAGCCGGGACCUCAAGGCCUAAAAGGAGAACCAGGGGCAGAUGGGCCAGAGGGACUGACCGGGCCUCCAGGGCCGGCUGGGGCUACUGGCCCUAUUGGGAAGCCUGGUGAAAUAGGGUUGCCUGGUAUUCCGGGUUCAGAAGGUCCGGCUGGCACGCAAGGCAGCCCUGGAUUGCCUGGUGAUAAGGGUGACCAGGGAGUCCAGGGCCCUCCCGGUGAGCCGGGACCGGCGGGGGUGGCCGGGCCGCAGGGGGUGGAGGGCCAACAGGGCGUCAGGGGCGCUCCAGGACCUAUUGGAGAAGCUGGAUCACCAGGCGGAGUAGGCCCGGAGGGACCACCAGGAAAAGUUGGUCCAGCUGGCUCACCUGGGCCAAGAGGAGAUAAGGGUAGCCGAGGACCUAAAGGCCACGUUGGAGAUACUGGCCCCAUGGGAAUCAAGGGCGAUCAGGGUGAAAUUGGAAAACAGGGAACGCCUGGACCUGCCGGACCUAUUGGAGUUAAGGGAGACACGGGACCAAUCGGACCACCUGGUGCGAAGGGUGACACAGGACCAGCAGGGGAGCCUGGGCCAGAAGGUCCACUAGGUCCUAAAGGAGUGCCGGGUCCAGAGGGCCGCACGGGAGAGCCAGGGCCGCCCGGGUCACCCGGACCCCCGGGCCCGCCGGCGCCAGUCCCGCAACUACCUGCAGAACUGUUCGCGUCCUACUCGAGUCGACGCCGCCGCAGUCUCGAAAGAUUUGACACCCCUGAAGUAGAAACAGAUGGGCCGGUUGAAGAUGAUGAAGAUGAAGAAGUGGACUGGGCGCGCGAGAUCCUGUCCGAGGUGGUGGCGGCCCGGAGCGUCCUGGAGGCGGUGAAGCGGCCGCGCGGCUCCCAGCAGAACCCCGCUCUCUCCUGCCGGGACCUUCGCACCACCCACCCGGAUUUAGCUGAUGGCUGGUACUGGGUGGACGCUCGCGGCGGCGGCGCCAUCGGCUACCCCAUCCGGGCGUGGUGCGAGGGCCACAGCACCUGCGUCCCCGCCGACCCGCGCCAGCCCGACGCCACCUACACCACCACAGGGAAACCGAAACGCUUCUCGCAAAUUAAAAAUGGAUAUAAAUUGUCGUACGAUGCGGAGGGGGCAGCCAUUCAGCUUCGUUUCUUGAGACUUCUCUCGACUGGAGCUCGACAGAACUUCACAUACAACUGCUUAUCCAUGAAGGACGAGAGUGUCAAAAAUCCGCAUCAACUAAAACUGAUCGGCCAAAACAACGUGGAUUUUAAGGAACCUACUAUCAUUAAAGAUGACUGCAAGAAUGGAGCUGGGGAAAUCGUGCUGUCAGUGAAAACUUCAAGAGUGGAGAGGCUGCCAAUAACAGAUUUUCAGCCUCUAUACUUCAGUAAUGAAGAACACGACUUUGCCUUCAGUGCCGGCCAUAUUUGCUUUUCGUAGCCUCCGGCCCAACUAGGAAACUCUACUAGAAGGAAUAAUGUUUUAUUUGUACAUAUGCUAUGACGACCUUUGUAAAUAUUGUAAAUAAAGAUGUUGCGACCUAAA